UCAUACAUGACGAAAAUGUUCACCUUAUUGAAGAAGGCAGGUUUGUUCCUGUUCGCAAAUCACACCAUACACUAGGUAUAUGCAUACUAUGUAUAUGUAUUGCAUCAUUUGUUAUAGAAACGGAGUUGGCACAAUUCGUGAAUAAAGGAAUGAAAUACCACAAACCAUAUUUCUUUUUAUGGGUUGCACAUAGUUGUUAUAUCAUCAUUUUACCACUUCAACUUAUGUUUAGAUUGAACCCACUUCGAUAUAUGGAAGAAUUCCUUAAUAUAGGAAUUGGACUAAUUAGCACCGUCAAACCGACAUAUCAAGCGAUCAUAACAACAAAUCCAACCGAGGAAGACGUCGAAUAUGAUCACCCGAUGGUGGUUACAUCGAUAACUCAAAUCCUAACAUCCAAACAUUAUAGACCCGUAAUGAUUUAUAUUUUUAAGAUAUCAUUAUUAUUUGCGAUUAUUAUUUGUACACCAGGAUAUAUUUGGUACGUUGCAGUAAAUUUAACCACCACGGCCAAAUUAACAGCGAUAUAUAAUACAAGUUGUUUUUGGGCUUAUGUAUUUUCAAUCAUUUUAUUGAAAGAAACAAUUCGAAUAGAGAAAGUUUUUUCCGUAAUUUUAAGUAUCACGGGAGUGAUGGUCAUGUCAUUGUUAAUUCCGAAUGAAAGAGCGCACAAUAUUGAAGUUGGAGAUUUUAUCGCGUGUUUUGGAGCACUUGUUUAUGGAUUAUAUGAAGUCCUUUAUAAGAAGUUGGGAAGUCCUCCUACAACUUCGUUUUUAUUUGCGAAUACGAUAACGGGAUUAAUAGGGUUAUGUACUCUAUUGUUUCUUUGGAUACCUAUACCGAUAUUACAUUAUUUGGGUAUUGAAAUAUUUGAAUUGCCUGAUCCUGAAACGUUUGGAUAUAUCUUAUCAACUGCGAUAGCCGGAGUAUUUUUUAAUGCUAGCUUUAUGUUAUUGAUAGCAUUGACUUCUCCGUUAUUUGCGUCUGUUGGUAUUAUGUUAACCAUCCCAGUCGUUGCUUUGGUUGAUUGGCUCAUUACUAAUACUCCCAUAGGUGUAAAUACUAUUAUUGGUAAUCUCUGUAUAUUAUUGGCCUUUAUAUUAUUAAUUUGGACAAAUAUCAAGGAUAAAAUUAGAUAUAUUUUUUUAAAAAAAUAA
This is a messenger RNA of Funneliformis caledonium, 1157 nucleotides long. Lineage: Eukaryota; Fungi; Glomeromycota; Glomeromycetes; Glomerales; Glomeraceae. The record is from the annotation of a GenBank genome assembly.